AUGUCCACAAAGAACUUCGUGGCGUUCUUCCCCAUCUAUUGCUUAAUAUCUGAUUCCGUCCGUUUAUCUAUCUAUCUAUCUAUCUAUCUAUCUAUCUAUCUAUCUAUCUAUCUAUCUAUUCAUCUAUCUAUCUAUCUAUCUCUAUGGAAGUGUAAAAUCGGCAGGCCGUCCGCGUUCCUCUCUGCUUAUCUUCCUAUAUUCGUAUCUAUCUACUAUUUCUGUCUGAAUGCGUCUAUUUUUACUUAUCUGUCUUUGCCCAUAUCAAUCAAUCUAUUUCCUUAUUUGGUGGCUGAAUUAAUUUUACAUUUCUCUGUGAUGCCAAUGUCUUCCCUGUCAGCAGAGCCGAUUGAAUUUCCUACAGAGGGCAUUUUUCUUUCUUUCUUUCUUUCUUUGGCCGCCCCUUUUUUUCCCAUCUGCGUCAUAUUUUUUUUAUCAAUUUAUCUACUUUGCAUUGAUUGCCAUUGUUUUUCCUUAUCAUUGAUACUCAUUGUUUAUGAAGUUUUCCAUAACCUCGUUGAUUAUUAUUUCUCUUUUGAACUAAUCGGUAUUAGGCAAGUCUAUCUAUCUAUCUAUCUAUCUAUCUAUCUAUCUAUCUAUCUAUCUAUCUCUCUCUCUCUCUCUCUAUAUAUAUAUAUAUAUAUAUAUAUAUAUAUAUAUAUGCAUUUGUUCAUAAAUCUAUAUCUAUCUAUCUAUCUAUCUAUCUAUCUAUCUAUCUAUCUAUCUAUCUAUCUAUCUAUCUACGAGUCUGUUUGCUUGUAUCUGUCUAUUCAUCUAUCUAGUUAG
Messenger RNA from Acanthosepion pharaonis, 783 nucleotides. NCBI's taxonomy places the organism in Eukaryota, Metazoa, Mollusca, Cephalopoda, Sepiida, Sepiidae. The record is from the annotation of a GenBank genome assembly.